GGAGCGCCCGUUCAGUGAUCGACACGCUCGGCGCUCAGCAGCUUCCCUGCCUCCGUCGCUCUGUAAUCGAUUGAUUUUGGCUCGCGUGCCGUCCGGGGCUGGAGGAGGGAGGGAGCCGCUUACCUGCCCCUCCUCCGCCAAACAGCCCACGAGCCAAGGCAGAGGCGGGGCCGUUUCACUCGCUGACAGGCCUUGGCCCUGGCGGGCACCCAUACGGCCUGUCGCGGGAACAGCGGGCCGACCUUUUGUCCCGCGGAGGGAGCGAUGCGAGACGUGCUAGUGACGUCACCGCAGUCGUUGACUACCGCCCGAGCCCCGCGCGCCAAAUUCGAACGCGGCAACCGGCGAGCGCGCGAGAGCCCCCGCUAAGCGCCAGCAGCAUCCACCCGGCUCGCGCGGCAGCAGCGUCUCCAUGGCCACCCCCCCCAAGCGCAGCCGGGCCCAGAGCGGCAUCAAGAAGAUCGCCAUAGAGGGCAACAUCGCUGCAGGAAAAUCAACAUUUGUGAAUAUUCUCAAACAAGUUACCCAGGAAUGGGAAGUUGUUCCUGAGCCUGUAGAAAGAUGGUGCAAUGUUCAAAGCUGCCAAGAGGAUUAUGAGGAGCUGACGACAUCACAGAAGAGUGGAGGGAAUGUGCUUCAGAUGAUGUAUGAGAAACCGGACCGGUGGUCUUUCACCUUCCAGACGUAUGCCUGCCUGAGCAGAAUCCGGGCUCAGCUCAAAUCCCUUAAUGGGAAAAUCAGGGAGGUGGAGAACCCUGUGGUCUUCUUUGAGCGAUCUGUGUAUAGCGACAGGUAUAUUUUUGCAUCUAACUUAUAUGAAUCUGAUUGCAUGGAUGAAACCGAAUGGACGAUUUACCAAGAUUGGCAUGAAUGGAUGAAUAAGCAGUUUGGUCAAAGCCUUCAACUAGAUGGAAUCAUUUAUCUCAGAGCCACUCCUGAGAAAUGCUUAAAUAGGAUUUACUUGCGUGGAAGAGAUGAAGAACAAGAAAUUCCUAUUGAAUAUCUGGAGAAACUUCACUACAAACAUGAAAGCUGGCUUCAGCAUAGAACAUUACGAACGGAUUUUGAAUACUUGGAAGAAGUACCCAUCUUAACACUGGAUGUUAAUGAAGAUUUCAAAGGCAACAAAGACCAGUAUGAAAAUAUGAUUGAAAAGGUCAAGAAAUUUUUGAGCACUUUAUAAUCCUUUUGAAGAGCAAACAGAAUCAAACUGUUCCAAACAUCUGUGAGAUCAGAGCUUGGGUUCAAAUUCGGCUUUCUUAUAAGGUGUCUGAAGAGGAGGGGUUCAGUGUUGUUGCUUUAACAAAUUGUGAGGAACAAACACACUUUGAUAUUUGUUUUACAAAAUUUAUGUAUAGAUUAUUUUCAUAAACCAGUGGGCCUGUUCAGUGUUAUAGAGAACAAUUUACAAGUUACCCAAUGCUACAAAGAGUCCCAGGAGCCCUUAAUUACUACUCCCUGUUCCUGAUUAGAGUAAUAAAUUCCCAUAGAGCACUCUUCCUGUUUUGUCCCUAAUUUGUAUUUAAUUCCCAUGUAGUUAGGGGUUUUAUCAGAACUGGUCUCCUGUAUUUUUCAGUGGAAUUUGAGAGUCUGCAAGGGAAGUUGUACAUUCUGUAGCAGGUUCUUCCCAAUUACAGGAAGAGGAUAUUGAGGGGAAGGGAUUUCUGCUGAUGAGGGAAUUAAUUUACAUAAAGUCCCAUACAUCAAAGUACAAAAAUGUGUUUUGAUAAUUCCAGAAGAUUGGUGGGGCUUUGCCCAGAAUCAGUUGGAUCAAAAACCAAACCUUAAGUACAAUGCUCCUUCAACAAACUUCGGUGUCUGCCAUUUUUGUGUCAUUUUUUAAACUAAGGUAUUUAAGAGUUUCCAUCUGUUAGCGCUUGUUCUUUUUGUUUUAUACCUUUUCCUAUACAAAGUUAUAAGAUCUGUAUAAAUUAUUUUUCAUAUUGGAUAAUUUCCAUCUGAAAUUUAGGAAUCUGUUUUUGGUAGCCAGUAAAUCCUUUUUUUUUCUGUGGAGGCCAGCAUCCAAUUGUUGAAUGCUGAAAUAGAAGGUAAAACUAUGUAAGCUGUCUUUAGGUUUUAAAUUGUGUUUUUAAAUGUGAUGUGAAUAGACUUUUAAAUGUUGUCAUAGUGGGAGUUACAUUGUUCUUACCUAGCAAUCUCCUGCUGUUUUAAUUUCUUCUCUGGUUAACUGUUGGCCUUUCUGCAAUGGAAAAGGGAGAACUUUGUGGAGCAACCACUAUUUUAAUGCACUGAUCUUUGUAAUGGUGAUUUUUCUUUCAAAUUCUGAAAACACCAUCAACCAUUUAGUACACACAUCUUGAAAUAUGUACUGUAUUUUGUGCUGUAUUGUUUUGCAUUCAAUACUUUUUCUCAAUAUGUAAUUAUACACUUGGCUUUUGAAUGCAAAUAUUCUGUUGUCACAGGAUUUUGUUAUAAUGGUGCUCAUGUUCCCUGUCAAUUUGGAGAUAGAAUCUCAUACUGUGUGACUAGAAUCAUGUUUGAAAAAUAAAAAUGAUAGAAACUUUUUUGCACUUA
This is a messenger RNA of Chelonia mydas (Green sea turtle), 2535 nucleotides long. RefSeq names its product deoxycytidine kinase (gene DCK). The transcript has 7 exons. Gene Ontology annotation, biological process: nucleobase-containing compound metabolic process. Lineage: Eukaryota; Metazoa; Chordata; Testudines; Cheloniidae. Gene Ontology annotation, cellular component: mitochondrion; cytoplasm. The record is from RefSeq and is a predicted model, not a curated record. Gene Ontology annotation, molecular function: ATP binding; deoxycytidine kinase activity. The coding region runs from base 413 to 1183 and encodes 256 amino acids.